AUGCCAUCCACACAGCUUUUUGCUGUUAAUAACAGUGGACGAGUCUUCACUUUACUGACUGAUGGCAAGAAAUGGCAAGAACUUGAGUACUUGGGCAUUGAGUUCAAGAAAGUCAGUGCUCAUGAGUUGGUUGUGUGGGCCCUAGGUGGUGAUCAUCAAAUUUACGUCUAUGUGUAUGGCACUACUGUUCCCAUCCGUGUCUCUGAAGAAGCAUAUGAAAAUCAGGAACCCUUCAUAGACAUCAGUGUUGGAGGUGGUGAGGUGCCAGGAGCUGACCUGGACGCUCUCAUGGUGUGGGGUGUCACUGCUCUCGGCAAGGUUUAUUACGGUUUUAUUUACAACCGUAAAAUGGGGCCUGGACGCAGCGGGGCCGUGUGGGCCGUGGCGUGGGACGGCAGUCUGCUCGUCAGGACGGGACUCUCCAGAGACCAUCCCAGAGGCACGGCUUGGGUGACUGUGGAAAGCCCUAGCGGCUGUCCUCUUCAGAGCGUGGCGGUGGGCGUGCGUGCUGUGUGGGGGUGUGGUCGAGACCACAGCGUGUGGUUCAGAAGGGAUGUGGCUAGCCCACAAUAUGGACCCACAGGAUCGUCCUGGCUUGACAUGGCCGGUCAACGACUGCUCGAUAUCAGCGUGGGCCCUGAAGAUCAGGUGUGGGGCGUGACGAGUGGGGAGUACAACGUGGUGGGUCGGUAUGGUGUGGUGCCCUCAGAACUCACCGGUCAGACCUGGCGUGUUGUAGACCUGCCCGUCGUGGUGUACGAUGCUGAUGCCUCCCGUCACCACCCGCAGGAUGACAGCAGCGAGGAGUCUGAAACACCUGUUGACAUGACGCCGCUUGCAUGCUGCAUUGAAGGCCAAGAUGAAAGCAAUAGUCUAGACAGUCUUCACCGCACCAUGACAGCUGAGCUGUGUGAGCGCUGGGAACCUCAAGAAGAAGCCACUGAAGGAUACCAGGAGGCCGGCGACAUGGACGAGAUGGCGUCUAGUGUUGCGUUGGUCUCUUUAUCCUCAUCGAAUAUUGUCAAGAGUGACGCAACAUUGCCUGCUUCUGAAAAGAACAACGUUUUAAAUUCAAGUGAUGUCGUUGCUUCUUCUGCAGACGCGGUUUCUGAUGAAAUAUUCGAGAGCGCAUCUGAUGGCAGCGGUAGUGAUGAUCCCGAAGAUGAUGUUUACCUGUCGACUAAAGAUCUGCUUGACGGUGCGUGUGCUUCAAAGUCUCUGACCAAACGUAAAAAGAAGACAAAGAACCGAAAGAAAAUAGCGAACGAGACUUCUGCAAAAACAAGUGUCAUCUUAUCCAAACAGACGACUAAUGACACUACUUCUCAAGUGUCAGUGCCGUGCAUCAACAGCUCUGUAUCUAUUAAUCCUACAGUUUCGCCUGCUAAUUGGCACGUAUCUAGAACUUCUCAUGAAAACCCAGUAGAUUCUACCGUUCAAAUGAAUCCGUCCUCGCCGUUACACCUUACACCACAAAGUCGUUCUCGCCACGCUAGUUCCAGUAGCGACAGUUCCCACGCCGCUCUUCGUGAGGCUUCUGCUCUUGGGCUGCGGGACGCAGCGUCAAGUGAAGCAUUCCCGCACCUGGAGGAGCAUCUCUGGCUUGGAGUAUCCGGUGGAGGCUGCUGGGUUUCUCCUGCCCAUUGGCCUGACUGGUUCAGCGGCGGAGGCGAAGGUCUUCACGGGGUUGGUUGGAAGGAGAAUAUCAGCUAUCAGCUCUACCAGCUGAGCUGUCAGCUACAGCCUUUCAGAGGGAAGUACCGUGAGGUGGUGCACAGUGGUAGCUGGACGGUGACGGGCCGGUGCCGUUGGUUGACAGGAGGUCACUGGUACCCGGCAACUCUGUACCUCACCAUCCCUGAUACCUCAUCAGCUUCCCGUGAUCCCGCUCAUCCUAGCGAAGAAGAAGAAGAAGAAGCAGGGAAUGCCGAGGGCGAUGAAACCAACGAUGACACAGAGGCUUCUUCUAAAUCCUCCACCAAAAAUUCUUCCUUUGAACCUGUCUUGGUCGUCGAAUUUUCCAGCAACUACAAGAAGAAAUUUUCCAUAAGCAUGGGAAGUAUCUUGGCUAUGCGUGUACACGUGCUCCCUCCAUCCCGGUGCCUGAUCGCACUGUACUGCACACCACAGCCACACGAGCCUUGCUGCCUGCAGUUCAACAGCGAGCACACGGCCGAGGAAUGGGCAGAUUAUCUCGCCACUGCCAUGUGGCAACUACGACAAACCCUCGUGACGGACCAGAAAAAUGUCACUGAAGACACAAUUAAUCAGAACAAGCUUCCUGAAACUUCAGUCAGCCUCAAAUCUGGAGUGAAUUCAAUGCAUUCCUCCAGCUUGCGCAAAAGUAUGAACUGUGAGACUCUAGAGAAAGGAUCACAAGGAAGACAAAGUAUGUCAUCAGGAGACUCGUUGCGGGUGAAGUGGGCAAAUGACAAGAGGAGUGCUGAACUCAUCCAUAAAGCAAGUGAUCGAACAGUUUGGGCAACCACCGCAGACGGCGCUGUUUACCUGCAUGACUCACUUGCUCAACCUAUUAAGCAAUGCUGCGCUGCAGCAGCCGCGGAGCAUCGCCUGGUGUUGCCCCCGCGUUCGUCAGACACCCUCGUGCUGCCCCUGGCGGGAGGCUUCACUGAAGGCUGCUCCGUUGCUCUCACCUUAACCGUCGAUCCCGACGCUGUCAGAUUCCAUGUGAACUUGGCGGUUUCGUCAGCUGGGUACUGCACGGUGGCAUUACAUGUCAAUCCCAGAAUCUCAAAAAAGGUUGUGGUGCUGAAUAGUUUCGAGUGUGGCGAGUGGCAGGAGGAAGAGCGACACAAGCUGCCUGGUUUCUUGCCGUCGUCUCGCAACACGCUGACCAUCGUGUGCGCUGCUGACACCUACCAGUUGCUGGUGAACGGGCGCAGUUGGCACGCGUUCAAACACCGGAUCGCGGCGUCGAGCGUAACACACGUGCACGUCGGUGGUGACGUUACCGUCACCAGCGCCACCUAUGCGCACGAGAGGCCAUCGUUGUCGCUGGACGAGUGUGUGUGGGAGGCCGUGGGGGGGCACAUGGUGGCCGUCGCUGGAGGUGCUGGAGGCGUCGUGUGGGCGCUGGCCAACGACUGCCACGCCUACGCCUACACCGGCGGCAGGGGCGGGGGCCCAUACAAGACGCUGGGCAGCCUGACAUCACCAGGGCUUGUGCAUCCCAUGAGUGACGUCGUCCACGACUACCUGUGGGAGAACCAGCGGUGGAAUCCUGUCACUGGGUUCAGUGUACGCGGGUUGCCUACGGACAGGCCGACGUGGACGCGCUACAGCCGCCCUGCCGAGCCCCGCACCAGGGAAGAGGUGCGCCUGCCGUCCACACAUUGGGUCUGGAUGAGCGAGUGGGCUGUAGACUACCACCCUCCUGGGGGCUGUGACAGCGAAGGUUGGCAGCACGCCACUGACUUCCCCUUGAGCUUCCACUCACACUGCUACGUCACCGACCUCGUCAGACGACGACGCUGGAAACGCAAACGUCGUCUUGUCACCUCCGGGCCUUGGCAGCAGCUUGGCAGGACCCUUCUUGUGCAUGUGGACAUUGCCUCGCGAGCUGCCAGCGACGGCACGAUACCGGUUUGGGGUGUGAGUCUGAGCGGAGAGAUGCUGUACCGCGCGGGAGUCACGCCACAGUGUCCGGAAGGCACGGCAUGGACCAUGAUUGCCACGGACCACCCCGUGUCUCACGUGUGCGUCGACAUGGGUCCCUGCGUCUCAGGAGAAGACGGCGGGACUCCAGACGACACUUCACCAGCUACUGUGAUACGGGACGGCAAAAAUGAAGGACAUUCUCGUAGUCUCGUGGCUAAUUUGUGUCAAGUCUGGGGUGUGGCAAAGGAUGGCCGUGCUCUUCUCAGGCUUGGUGUGACACCCACCAACCCCAUGGGUAUCCAGUGGGUUGAUGUGGACGCCCCAGGAGUGCCUCUGAAGGCGGUCCAAGUUGGAGCAGGGGCUGUAUGGGGACUCGACCAGCAGGGAAGUCUCUAUCGUCGGGCCAGAACGCAGCCUCUCUUUCCCGAGGGCACAAGCUGGACGUACGUUUGCGGUGGAGUCGAAGAAAUCAGCGUUGCUGCUAAUGGGGAGUUAUGGGCAGUGGUCACUCUUACGCGCGCGGCUGAGGAUAAUGCCAAAGAAAAGACAAGUUCUGGGGCAUCAGGCAAGGGCGUUGGAAUGCUCUGCAGGCGAGUGGGUGUCACUACAGCGACGCCAUUAGGUGACAGCUGGGCGUUUGCUGCAGGCGCAGGCUGGGGCGGCGUCAGUGCUAAAAUGAUGUGUAGUGCGCAGUUCAACAAAGGUUCCGAGGAGACAGAUGAAUUUCUUAAUUAAUUUAUGAAAGCGGGAAUAUUCUUUUAUGCUUUAUCCCAUGCUAACGUUUUCGAGGUUGAAUUUUUAACUUGAGUUUUUACCUGUAAAUUAGAAAGCAUUUUGUGCGGUACAGUUAAGAAGCAUGGGACAAGUUCGUAACUCGCGCGAACGCUUUUUAUACUCUGGACCAUUCAUAAAAUGAACACAUUUACCCAGCUUGACAAUAAAAUGUAUGAUUUUCCGCUGAACCAACGCGAUUAGCAUUUACUCGCCACAACGAACAAAUUAAUCUCCUGCAGCUCACAAAACUAAAUGAAAGUGAAUGACAAACAUUUAUCUUCAAUGUUUGGCCCAAGGAUGAUACCAUUUGGGUUUUACUCCUGAUUAUAGAAUAUGGUUUUAAUUCUGAUUUACCAGUCUGUGUAUAUGCUGCAAAACUAUCACAUUCGCAAUCAAAUCGCUGCUAUAUGAACAAAUUUAGUCUUCAGUUCAUCAGAUUCAGGAGCGGAGUAUCAAGUUUCUGACAAUACUGUAAUUUAUGUUCAUAAUCGAGGCUGUCGCUAGACGCGUAUUAAUGAUGAACUGAUUUCUCUAUGUGUACUCUAGUCUAUCUUUCAUUGCUGCGUCUUGAGUUUGUCAUGCGAUCAAAACACGUAAACCUCCUCGCUCUUAAUACAGCGUAUCAUUAUUGUUCUCAAGAAUUUAGGCAUCCUGCCUCCUAUCGCCCGGAGAUUUUUUGUACUUUUGUUUCAUACUUUUAAACGUAAUGAUUAUUUUUACCAGCUUGUGAUCUUAGUUGUAAUUAUUAAUUGUACAUCCCAAGUUAGUCUUCCCAUGGUCACUAGAGAAACACAUUUUAGUUUUUACGUACCAGUGCGCUGUAGUGCAAUUCAUUUAUGUUCAUUUGAACGAAUCUUUUCCAGCAUAAGAUAAAUUUUAUUCCUUCCUUCAUAUCCUCUGUGCUCAUACAUUCCAUGUAUUACAUAAAGUUUUUGUGUAAUAUGUAUAUAUGUGUGUGAUAGUGAUGUCUUUUCGCAUUCUCUCAUGUACAACUCGCCGGUAAAAUGUUACACUAAUCGUCGAUUUUUACCGUUAAUUCAUUCGACUGUUAAAGGCGAAUCAAGUGUCAGUAUUUUUUUAUUCAUAUGGACUCACGAGUAGGAUUAAUUUCGCGAAUUAUUUUCAAGGCGGACGAGUAUUUGACCUUUGCCGGACAUUUUAUUCUCCUUCCAAACGUCUGGGCAUCUUUAAUUAAUCGUACUACUGCCUCUAUUGAAAAAUGUGAAGUUUCCCUUAGACAUUUUGAAUUAGAUGUGUUAUUGUAUAAUAUAUUAUUAAAGCGGGAUCGCAAGCCUGGUGCUCGAUUUAAUGAUUAAUUCCAUUCUAGACUAUUUUAAAUUCUCAAUAAUGUUUAAUGUGGGAGUAAUUCUACCCAAUUCUUCGAAUUUCUCUUUGGGCACGAGAAUGUCUUGAUAACAUCAUUUGAUAGAACUUUUUUUACUAAUACUUUUUCAAUAUUUUGGGAUUCUAUUUGAUCAAAGCAGCCUCUACUGUUGGUUUUGUUUUAGAACGUGAAAGAUGUGGUGCUCACAGUGUAUUAACUUUUUUCAUUAAUAUAGCUAACUAUAAAGCCAGUGAAUAUAAUUGAGAAUUUAUAGCAUCAAUGGCAACUAAUUUUCUUGCAUUGAAAUAUUAAUGUAUUCACAGAAAUGUUAACUUUAACUGACUGCAUUUUCAAGCAGCAUUUUGUCUCCCUGAAAAUAUUUCAGCGCCGUUCCAACAUUAACCACUGAAACGUAUAACGAUGACGACAAUAACCCGAUUUUGUGUUCAUAUUGACUUAAUUUUUUUCGCGUCCUUAGCUCUCGCCUUCUGCAUUUUAUUGAAGCCAAUAUAAUUUAUCCUCGAUUCAUGCGGGAUUUUGAUAUCAAUUAUUAAUAGUUCACACAUUUUAUACUCAAAUAUGUAGCAUUUUUUAGCAUUAUUACGUUGCUCAUUUGUAUAUACUAUAACCCCAGAAUGUUAUGCUCUUAAUAAUUCCAACUGAAUUUCUUGCGAUAAUAAUACUAAUAAUGCUAACAUUCCGUUUGCAAAGUCAGAUUUAUACUCUCCUGCACUGAUUGAUGCACGACGGCUCUGCUCUCCCUUUACUUUCAGAUCUCCAGCUGGUGAGGAUCUAAUUUCCUGGAAAUUAAUUCUUUGUCCAUUAUUUAUUACCAAAAGUGAAUAGAAACAUACGGAUGUAUCGCCGAGGUGGAAAAAGGUCAGGUUGACGCGAAUACUAUCUUGGUCAAAAACCAACUUUAUUGUUCGAACGCCGCGGUUCUCCUUCUUGAUUCCAUGUCGGAUUACAGCAGCGUAACUUGCCAGUCAUAUUUCUAGUAUGGAUUAGAAUUUAUCAAUUGUAUUGAUGUGUCCGAAAUGUUUGCUAUCCAUGUUUAGUCUAGAAAUGAUGCAUGGGCUAGUGUUAUACAAGAGCUCUCUGUAGCAAGAUAAUUUCUGCUGCAUCCUAGCAAAUAAGAUAUUUAUUUAGUUGGCGAAAAUCUUCUUCCCAUAAUUUCCAUUGCAUGAAGUCAACUUUAAUUAUUUCAUGAUGCAGUGCAUGAUGUAACGGUAUUUAUAAAAUACCGUUAGUAAAUACGGUAUUUAUUCAAUUUUAGGUAAUGUCACUCUGUUGUAAGCAUGAAAACCGUUUUAAAAUCAAUUUCUAGUUUGUAACAACAGUUGUUGCUUAAUGAAAUCAUUUUUAAUACUUGACAAUAGUGUUUACUGACGUACUUGAGCAUACGGAGGCUGUGAUAAACUCAUUAGCUGAUAAAUUGUUUAUAGACCUGAAAUUUAGGACGUGGUUAGUUAAGCCGCAUUAUUUCUGAUCAUGCAAGUCCCGCAUGUAAGAACGUAAUUGCCUUGUUUGUGAAUUACGUCGUGCAAACGAGGAGGUGACCAAUAUGAUGGAUCGUUCAUUGCUGAAGAUGAAUGCCAACAACGUGAGGAGAGUUUCCGUGUAGAUUUAGUAAUUCAGUUUUUAAGGGCGGAAGAUUUGAUCUACUUGUCUAUAAAUCUUGCUUUAGUUUGAGUAUUUUGCAAUCAAUUUCGUCAAAUUGAUGUCAACGAGGUUGAUAGGUGGCCGUUAUUCCUUUAAGACUUGUUAUUCUGCAAAUAUAAGGCUUAAAACAAUACAGAAAAUGAAUCUUUA
Hyalella azteca is the source of this 7528-nucleotide messenger RNA. RefSeq names its product tectonin beta-propeller repeat-containing protein. The transcript is spliced from 20 exons. The coding region runs from base 1 to 4353 and encodes 1450 amino acids. NCBI's taxonomy places the organism in Eukaryota, Metazoa, Arthropoda, Malacostraca, Amphipoda, Hyalellidae. Gene Ontology annotation, molecular function: carbohydrate binding. Gene Ontology annotation, cellular component: membrane. The record is from RefSeq and is a predicted model, not a curated record.